Molecule: messenger RNA, 1449 nt
Organism: Anguilla anguilla (European eel)
Lineage: Eukaryota; Metazoa; Chordata; Actinopteri; Anguilliformes; Anguillidae
Gene: gdap1
Product: ganglioside induced differentiation associated protein 1
Exons: 6
Coding region: 27-1121 (364 amino acids)
Biological process (GO): mitochondrial fission; mitochondrial fusion
Cellular component (GO): mitochondrial outer membrane
Source: RefSeq, a predicted model, not a curated record
GUCAUUGUAGCCUACUUAUAAAUAAAAUGGCGUCUGAUAGCACCAGCGAGUCCCAGGGUGAGACAGAAAUGUCCACAAAUAAGGAGGCUAUUGUAGAAAAACAGGAAGAGAGUACAUCAUUGAUCGAAAACACGAAAAGACAAUCUAAACUAAUACUUUACCAUUGGACCCAGUCAUUCAGUUCUCAGAAGGUGAGGCUUGCCAUUGCUGAAAAGGGUCUAAAAUGUGAGGAAUAUGACGUGAGUCUCCCACUCAGUGAACACAAUGAGCCUUGGUUCAUGCGUCUAAACCCUGCUGGGGAGGUCCCAGUUCUGGUCCAUGAUGACAACGUUAUCUGUGAUCCAACCCAAAUCAUGGAUUAUCUGGAGCAGAACUUCAGAGAUGAGGGAACACCAAAGCUGAUCCCUGAGGAGGGGAGUAUGUACUAUCCCAGGGUGCAACACUACCGGGAGCUGCUGGACUCUUUGCAGAUGGAUGCCUAUACCCAUGGUUGCAUUUUACACCCAGAGAUCACAGUGGACUCUCAUAUACCGGCAUAUGCCACAACAAGAAUUCGCGCACAAAUAGGAAACACGGAGUCAGAGCUGAAAAAGCUCGCUGAGCAGAACCCAGAGCUACAGGAGGCGUAUAUCGCCAAACAGAGACGCCUGAAAUCCAAGUUGCAGGACCAUGACAAUAUGAAAUACCUGAAGAAAAUUCUGGAUGAACUGGAGAAUGUAAUGGACCAGGUGGAGACAGAACUUCAGAGGAGAAAUGAAGAAACACCAGAGGAGGGCAGCCAGGCCUGGCUUUGCGGGGAGUUCUUCAGCGUGGCCGACGUCUCCCUCGCCGUCACGCUGCACCGCCUGAAGUUCCUGGGCCUCUCGCGGAGGUACUGGGGCAACGGGAACCGGGCCAACGUCGAGGCGUACUACGAGCGCGUCCUGGAGCGGCCCGCCUUCCGCAAGGUGCUGGGACACGUCAACAACAUCCUGAUCUCCGCCGUCUUGCCCACGGCAUUCCGGGUGGCCAGGAAGAGGGCGCCCUCCUUUGUGGGCACCACUCUGCUCGUGGGAUUGUUGGGAGGAGUGACCUACUUUGCCUUCUUGUACCUUAAAAAGAGGCUGGUGAGGUACAGCUGAGCCACUGGCAGUGUGUAUGCUGUAUCGUUGCAGUAGCUUAUUGCUCAGUCAGUAGCCCUAAAUUAUAAAAAAAAACGUAGUAGAGUUUAUGCACAGAGGCCACUUUUAUUUAUUUUUAAUUAAUAAUACUUGAUUAUUACUAUCGUAAUAAUACGAUAGUAAAAAGUAUGCCAUUCCAAAAUAUAAUGUAAAUUAUAUGCAAUUUUUUGUAAUAUUUUUUUUUGUUGCUCAUCAAUACAAGUUUUGGGUUCUCACCAGCACAGAUAGCUUACAUAUGUUUUUCUGCUCUGUUCCAUGUGAAAUAAAUGUUAAUAAAAGUGUUUAAAAU